This is a messenger RNA of Benincasa hispida (wax gourd), 2635 nucleotides long. Its product is annotated as pre-mRNA-splicing factor of RES complex protein. Gene Ontology annotation, molecular function: RNA binding. The record is from RefSeq and is a predicted model, not a curated record. Lineage: Eukaryota; Viridiplantae; Streptophyta; Magnoliopsida; Cucurbitales; Cucurbitaceae. Gene Ontology annotation, biological process: mRNA splicing, via spliceosome. Gene Ontology annotation, cellular component: RES complex; U2-type spliceosomal complex.
CACACUUCUGCGGUUUCACCGCUGUGUGCUAAUCAACUCACGCUCGCAGGACCCCUCCGCGUCGACUUCACCUUCUUCGCCAAGCCACGCACUUGCCCUUGCAGCCGUCGACCCCUCCCCCACGGUUCUUCGCCGGCGACCACAAACUACGAGCUCGGCCGGUGAGUCUUCUCAGAGGACGAAACCUACCUGCUUCUUGGUGCCGACGACCUCAGAUCCCUUGAGCGCCCUUGUCUUGACGCCAAUACCCACGAAACCACGUCGACGACCGCUUCCUCCAGCGAUUAACGCGAGCAGAAACCCACGCGAACGCACCAGCUCUGUUGACUGAAGCUUACGUUCUCCCGCGAAUCUGACUUGCGACGGGAGCACCACUUCGAACGGCUUCGCCUAGGCCUUCGCAGCAGCGUGUCUCUGCGUUUCGACGAGUUUGGGCGUUUAUCCACACUCGGAUUGGCAUCGAAUUAGUUUACACAUAUACGUUUACUGUUUAGAUCUGCAAGUUCGAACGUUUUCGAAUGCUUGGGGCCUUUGCGGAAGUCGACAGUUGAACAAGGGAGUGAAUGGUGGAUUGAGAACUUUAGGAUUGUUGAUCGAUUAUGCAGGUUCUGGGGAUUGAAUGAUGUCUGCAAAAUCAAAGUCCCUUAAGGAAUAUCUUAAGCGCUAUGAAAGUAACACUGAGGAGGAUAAGAAAAAGAAGAAGAAAAAGAAGAGGACAACAGCAGCAACCAAACCAAAUGCUCUAGGUGUUCUAGUCGUUGAUGAAGAUCCUAUCUGGCAAAAGCCAAUAAUUAUAGAAGAGGAUAAUGCUGAUAAUUCAACGGAUGAGGAGCCCCAAGUUGAUGAAGAUAUUGAGGUUAAGAGAAUGAGGAGGCUUGAAGAACUAAAAGCCAAGCGACCGUAUAAUUCCAUAAGUGAAGAUGGAAGUGGUUGGGUUUCACUCUCUCCAAACCAUGCAAAUUCUAGCAUGGUGAACUCUGAUAUGUCUCCACCUCGUAGAACAAGAGUGCGGAAUGAUACACCUUCUCCAUCGAAUGAGUUGAAGCCUCCAGUGUCUGGUGAAGAAGGUGAAGAUUUUUCAUCUCCACGAAGAAGGCAGAGGCAACAUCCUAGCUCACUUGAACAUGAUGAAAAUCCUACAAAUUCUAUUUAUCCUCCAAGUUCUUCACCACCACAAAAGCAGAAUGUUUAUAGAGACACACAUUUACAAGGAGCUAUCCCAGAGCAUAUGGAUUGUGCACAAGAAGAUAUAGAUUUAUCACCUCCACGACAGCGAAGGAAACGCUACCAUACUCCCUCACCAGAACCUGAUGUAACUCAUACACACUCUGUUUCUCCACAAUCUGACAUGUCACCCCCUCGUAGAUCUGAUAGGCAGGCAUCUAAAGCAAGUUUAGGGGGAAACCACAAGGCUGCAGGGUUAUCUGACCUUUCUCUUCCUCGACGCAGAACCUCAGAUUAUGCAGAUGAUGCAUAUAUAUCGCGUGGGCCUGAUCUUUCACCUCCAAGGAAACAAAGGAAGGAUGUGAGGGGGGAUCGAUCACUUUCAGAUAAGCCUUCACGGAACCAUGUUACUGAUGCUUCACCAGAACUGCUGGCAGAUCUUUCUCCACGUAGGAAACAGCAAAAAGCACUACCAGUCUCAGUCUCUUUCAAACAGGCACGCAAGACUGGUUUGCUUACUCAGCAAGAGUUUGGGGAAGAAAUGUCUAAAACUAACAAAGAGGACUGGACGAGGUUUAAAGAGAUGAAUCCUUCGGCAAGUGGUAAUGCGGAACCUGUGUACCGUGACAAGAUUAAAGGAGAUCGCAUUUCAAAAGAGGAAUUCUUAAAAGCACGAGGGAAAAAAGAAGAAAAGCCCAAGGAGAUAAAGUUGGAAUGGGGCAAGGGUUUAGCUCAAAAACGAGAAGCAGAAGCUGAACUUAUGGAAUUAGAACUUGAGAAGGAUAGACCAUUUGCACGGUCAAGGAAUGAUGCAGAACUUGACUCAAUGUUGAGGGAUAGACUGAGAUGGGGUGAUCCUAUGGCACAUUUGGUGAAGAAAAGACAAUCUGAGAUGGCUCUUCCUGAUCUAGGAGACAGCGAGAAGAUGAAGGAAUCAGGGUUCAUCAUUCCUCAGGAAAUUCCACCUCACAGCUGGCUAAAAAGAGGAUUGGAUGCUGCACCUAAUCGAUAUGGUAUAAGACCAGGAAGACACUGGGAUGGGGUCGAUCGUAGUAACGGAUUUGAGAAACAAAUGUUCAAGAGGAUGAACGAGAAACGAGCUACAGAAAGGGAAGCAUAUCUUUGGUCUGUGUCUGAUAUGUAACAUGAAAGGAAAAGGUGCUUAAUUGGAAGAUAUUUCCUGCUGUUAUCUAUGGCUUCUUUUCAAUGUCAUGUUUUCUUGUAAUUUUGUAUGUUAAUCCUUUAUAGCUAUCGAGGAAUUCGUUUUUUCUAUUUUACAUUUGAUAUGGUAUGAUGUAAGAUGUAACUUGUAAGUGGAAAUUCCAAUUGUGUAAAAAGUCAUGCGCAAGCGGCGUAAUAGGUCCUCUUAAGUUUAGUUCAAAUACUCAAUUUGACCAUUGGUCUGCAUAUGAAAGGUUGUACUAAACUCUAAAUGAAUCUCUAAUUGCCAAAAAAAAAAAGAAAAAAAAAA